GUCCUUGGUUUUUAAUGAAUUGCAUAUCGUAUUUAGUUUGCAAAACACUUCCUAGUCAGCUGAUGGUCAAAUUGCGUUUUGGCCACUAUGUCUAAUUUUAGCACAUUCAGCUAAUAGAAGACUUUAGUGCUUUUGUAUGUGAAAAUAAUGAAAAUGAGAAUAUACAGUGUUUAUCAGUAUCAGCUGUAAAAAUGUCAGUUAACUGUCGUCACGAUGGUCGAGAAAAACUUGGGAAAUUCGUUGUGAACGGUGUGUCAUAUAGUAUUUAGCAUUUAUUUCUUAUUAAGGCUACACUUUUAUUGUUUUUGGUGAUAAAAAGAAGGUAUGCAGAGAAGAAUAUUGUUUGUUUAAGGUUUUUUUUUAUAAAAGUGGGUAAAAUGCUGUUCGUUUUUCACGUAGAUACUGGUACAAUGAUGACUUUCGAUAUGAGUCUUGCUCUAGAAAGUGUCGAAAACCUAAAGUCAUAUGUGGAAGAAGCUUGCAAAAUACCAUCCGAUAAACAAGUGUUACUUAUAAGUGGUGGUGAAUGUUUAGAUCCAAAUAAGAGGGUCUGCUCAUACUCGGCAGGUACAGACACAAACCCCAUUUUUCUGUUUAGUAAAUCUGUUAUAGAGUCCUCCACACCACCACUUCCUAGCAUAGAUUAUGGAUCUGACGGAGACUUAAAAGAUAAAUUGAAAGAAUGUUGCGAUCUGCCAGCAACUCUAAGUACCGUGACAAAGCGAGCACAGUUAGCUCAACAAUUUCAGGAGCUUGCUAGAGAACAAACAAAGGUUUGUGAGAAUCUUGUUCUCGACCAACAUUUGCAGCAACAGGGCUGGUCCGCUGUUGUAGCGAAUCUAGAGGAUAUUACUUCUGAAUUUAAGAAAAGAUCCGAAAUUUUUGAGAAAAGCUUCAAUGAUUACAUGGAAGAGAGGGACUCUUAUCUCGCAUUUCUAAAACAUUUUAAUGAUGAUUUAGUAGUUUUACAAAAAAUUCCUAUUCUGUCAGCACUUCUUGAAUUAGAGAAACAAAACCCCGAAAGUGAAACCUCUAAAACUUUAGAGGACAAUACAAAUACCUCGCAAGGUACAGAGAGCGCGAAAGAGAUCACCUUGCUGGAAUGGAUAUCUUCGGCGGACAGUAAAAGCACUAUGGAUCAGCUUUACGAGCAUUGUUCGAGAGGCUUAGAGCAGUUUGAUGCUCAAGUGUUCAAAUCAUUGAAAGAAGAGAUAGCGGAAAUGUUGAAGAGCGCUGAUAAUCCACAGAUGAAGGAAGUAAAAGGCCUUGGGGAGAGACUCUUUGGCCUGGAAACUCUGAUGAGAGAAGCCAAAAAAUAUGUACAACAACAAGCUGAUUUAGCACAAUCAUUUUUGAAGAAUCAGAGCAGAGCGAAUAACCUGCAAGAUCAGUCAAUUCUUCCCGACCUCUGUGCCUCGCACAGAAAGCAAUUGCAGCUCAUAGCACAUAACCACCAGCAGCUGUGCGACAUAAGACGCCGUUGCACCAAAGCUAAGGAAGAGUUAAGCGUGAAUUUAUACCAUCGUCUGAGGUGGGUUAUGUAUAUCGAAGAUCACAUACUAGAAAUCGACCAGAAGCUCGUUAUAUACCAUGAAAAUUUAAAGCGCCUUCGAAGGCACUUGGAAGUCUUGCAGCAAAUUCAUCUGGCUCCCGCCACCUAUUUAUGUGCAGUUGCGGAGGUGGUCAGAAGAAGGACCUUUUCGCAGUCGUUUUUACUUUGGGCAUCAGAAUUGGCAUGUCAUCUCUUAACCAUACACAAUGAAGAGGUGACUAGAAGGAAAGAGUUCCAGGCCCAGUUCGAGGGUCACUUUUUAACAUCCUUGUUUCCCGGCAUGGAGGACCUGCCUCCAUCGUUUGCCACACAGGCGCCUUCCAUGUUCGAUUCUAGUUUGCCGAAAAUAACUGUGGACGAUGUAGAUAGACUUAAGAAGGAGUUACCGGACUUGGCGGAUAAUUUAAACAUACCGGACACCUCCGCGAUUACUAACUUCUUCCUAAUAAAGUCGCUUGUGAAGAAGGAGGAGGAGAAGGUGGACGAAACGGUGGCUGUGGAAGAGAAAUUGGUUCAGGCUGUUAAUGAAGUAGGACUAGCUAGUAAUUUAGAUCAUAAUUUGUUGAAAGCAACUGGGAGUGAACCGUGUUUGACUACCGCCCACGGGCUGCCCCAUCUUAAAGAUUUGGAUAGAGGCUGUGAGUCUGAGACGGACACCGAGGAAUUUGAGAAAGUCGGUCAGAGCCCAAUGGAAUUACACUUUGACAAGCAGCUCCCGUCUUCCCGUCCUGGCACGCAAGAUGCCUCAACAUCCACAGAGGAUAACCUUCAAAUUUCAAGAAGCGAGCACGAAAAGUUGAAGUCAUUUUUGAUUCAAAUGCACCACCUAGCAAAAGAAGCUACAGUUCAGCUUAGGUCCGAGUUAAAUGAUUUAAGGACACAAGUGCUGUCGGAUAAAACUGUCGUCAGUCAGCAUUACGAAAGUUUAGGCAGUUCGUGGGAGAACUUGAUUGUAGAACGAGACGUUAAGGAAAAAGAGUUAGUUGUCAGUAUAAAGAAAGAUCAUGAGCUAACUGUGAACGAUUUUAAGAAAGUUGAACAAGAGAAGAACGAAAAAAUUCAGAAUUUGUUGAUGGAAAAGAGUCAGUUGGAAGCGGAGGUGCUGAAAAGUUGUGAAAAUUUAAGCGAUCUGCAAGAAACUUUAAAUAAAAUUAAAGAGGAAAAUGAGAAAAAAGUUGAGGAAUUGCUCAACCAACUAAGCGAAAAAGAGCUUGAAAAAGAACGAAAUAUAAGGGAGACAACUGAGAGAUUGAACCGAGAACAUGCCACAGAAUUACAAAACAUUAGGUCUCGUUUUAAAUUAAUGACGAUGGAGAGAUCACCAACUGACUCUUCCCUAGAAUGGACUAGUCAGUUUAGUAGCACACAUCAUAAUACUUUAUUGGCUCAGAUGACGGAAAAUUUUGAAAUAGACAAGGAGAAGGCCGUUGUUUCUGCCUUACAAAGAGAAAAUGAAAAAUGGGAACGACUUCUGGUGGACAAAACUAAAGAAAUGGAAGUCAGAUUCGAGCAAGAAAAAGAGAGCAUACUUCAGGAUGCAAUUAAAGCAAUUUCCGAGGAGAAAGACAAGCAAAUCGAAAUGUUAGCCGAACGUGAACAGAAUUUAAAUUCGGAGUGCAUAAAAUAUAAAAACACUAUUCAGCAGCUCACUGAGAGCGAGAACCAAAGUAAUGAUUCAGAUUUAUUAGACCGCAUCAAUACUCUACAAACAGAAAAGGAAAAACUGGAAAUAGAAUUAGAGAAAAUUAAAAGUGAAAAAGCCGUUGACCUUUCUGCCUCUGUAGCUAUAGUGGAAGGAAAAGAUGCGACAACUAGCCCCAUAAAACAGAAAGAGAUUAUGUCCAGAAGUGACGUUUCUUUGGCAAAAGCUGGAAAAGUGAAUAUAGAGUCUUGCAAAGCUGGAGAUCUAGUGCUGGUUUUAUGGGAUCCCGGUCACGAGAGCUUCCAAGUGUUGCAGGAGAACAAACACAUGUACUUUUUACACUCUGAUUAUUUAGAAGUUCUGGGUCUCGAAGUUUCCGAUGGGAAACCUAAUAAAUUUCAUUGCACUGGAGUUGUCAUAGACAAAGAAUACUGCCAUGCGAGGAAGUCUGAAAACAGAUACAGGGUGCCAAAGGGUACGAAGUUCUUCAGGGUGAAAGUUCAACCUUUGCCGUCUUCAGCCGCAUCCAAAGACAUCACCAGAAGUCUGUACCAUCAGAGAUCCACGGCCACAGACAUCUCCCACAUGUCCCAGAGUCACUCCACAAUCUCCACCAUUACAGAAAUCAUUCCCGAGGACAAAACAGAUUCUCAUUCGUUGCCCCCCUCGCCCACGUCGGAGUACCCUACUAUAUUAGAAAACAAAAUCGAGGAAGCAGAUCCUCUCACCGCCGACGUCGUGAGUGUCGAGAAAUGCUUCGCCGAGGACAGCGGCAUCGUGGACAACAUCGAACAGGCAGCGGCAGCUUUGGACGUGACUCUUACUACAGAAAGUAACGAGGGUAGUGAUCGGUGUGCGACAUAUUCAACGAAAUUAGAUGAGCAGCAUGCGUAUAUUAGCAGUACAUGGUUAGAAAUGAUGAUCAGCCGGGUUUUUAGUAAAAGUUAUCAAAACCAAUAAAACAGUGGCACAAAAUAGUAUGUAAUUGGUUUUUCCUCAGUCUUAACAGUUCUAACUAAGUUUCUUAUUUUUUUAUAUCCAUCACUUAAACUAAUACCGUUCAUGUUAUUAACUCAACUACCCAACAUCAUCAAUUCAUUCUCUGUGUUCAUAGGAUAUUUUUGGAUUCUCUUUUAGGACAGGCGGAAUAUUUAAUGUGUAGAGGUAUUAGUUUGUAGCUCUAACAACUUUAUUAAAAUAUAAAUUAGUUCCUUUAGCAAAGCUGUAGAUAUACUUACAAGGGCGGAAAGUGUGUCGUACCGUUAAGAAAAGUUAAAUGUGAUCUAAAUUAUAGAUUAUCGAUCGUUAGUUUUGUUUGCGUACGUUUAAAGUGAGAUAGUAGUGAGAGAGAACAUUAUUAACUGUUUAUAAUUUGUCGAACGUUACGGAACGUGUAACGAUUCAGUCAACUUUUAGUUUUAAGUGAAACAUAUUAUAACUGUAAGGAGAAAAAAUAUAGUUAGUUUUAUUUUUAGCUAGUUUUAAGUGUUUGAAAAUUUAUUUAAAAGUAAUGUUGUUUUAUGUCUAAGAAAUAAAUCUCAUUAGUUCCUUAUCAAAACUAUAGAAGAAGGCCAUAAAAAUGACAUACAUUUUUUAAUUUUCAGCAAUUUAAAUAUAUAAGUAAAUAUAUUUUGCGAGUACUGGAGAGUUUAAACUUUCAUCUAAAGCUGCCAAUAAUAUUUAUUUUACAUUUCAUGUACAAUAACUGCGUUGGGGUCAUAUUGACCAUUGAGAAGCAAUCCGGUGGCGUUCAUAUGGCACAAACGAUUACGAUUUAGCUUGUUCCUGCUAGUGCUGAUGCAGCUCACUGUGUAAACAAAUAUACAAAGAUCUCAUAAUUAAUUACAAUUUAUCGUUACACAGAACAUCAGUAUUGAUACGUUUUUGACUUUUUCUCAGAAUAACAUGUAUGUUUUAACCUUUGGUGAGAGAAUAUAUUGAUAAUAGUGCCUCUUUUAAAAUAUUUUGACAAAUUCAUUGAAAUUAACAGUCCUGUUGAAGGAUGUUUGCAAACCUAGGAAAUCAGCAAAAUUGGGAAAACUGGUAAUUUUGAGAUAUACAGAGCGUCCUGAUUUAUAGGUGUACAAACCAUUAAGGAGGAACAUCCAAGUAGACAGCGCAAAAAUAGGGGAAUUAUAGGAAUUAUUAUCUCAAAAACUAUUUGAUUUUAUCCAGGUCCAGAUUUUAUUUAAAAGUGUACAUAUUGCAGCAAAUUUCUUUAAAAAUGUAUAUCAACUGGGAGCGCUGCUGUCAUAGGCUUACAAAACCAACCCUCGCUCGCACGGUCUGCGGUUCCCAAGAUUACACGCAGUUGGUUGACCUGAAACAAAAAUUUCAAAAAGUUUCUUAAAUAUAAUAUAUGGCGGCCUAUUGAACUUUGCAUUCAUUUUCAACGUUAAUUUCCAACCUUUCUAGCUUAAUAAAAAAGAAUUAAGUAGUGAAAAAAUUGUAUAUUUGGAAGUAGAAAACAUGUUCGAAAAUAUUGUGUCAAAUUUUAGAAGCAAUUGGUUGAGCUUUUCUGAAUAUUUUGGAAACCGACUGAAUAGUAUUGAGAUAAUCGUGUUCUCGAUAAAUCGCCCAUAACUUUUACAGUUCUUGGAAUAUCAAGAUAAUUACACAAGGUAUUCUUCAUAUUCCAAAAUUGGAAAAUUCUUUUGGAAAAAUCGGUUUUUGUAAAAAAUUCAUAAUUGCUUAUACAAUCUGCGAUUCCUGGACUAUAGAGUAGGCCCUCCACAGUACUGGCAGCAUCUUUUGUAGCAUUCCACAUAACUUCCACAAUUAUUGGAAUUGGAAUUUUAAUAUGAAAUUUACACAAUAUUUUUAAGACUAGAAAAUUCAAUCCGAGCGAAAAAAAUUUGAAAAAAACACUUUUUUCUACUCCGAUAUUCCUCCUUAACAUAAUAACUAACAUGCUCAAACGGUUUUUAUUAAAUAAAGCCUAAGAAUGUGCAUUAGGGUGGCCCAAAAAAAAAACUAACAUUUUUUUUCAUGUCUU
Messenger RNA from Anoplophora glabripennis (Asian longhorned beetle), 6189 nucleotides. Its product is annotated as RB1-inducible coiled-coil protein 1. The record is from RefSeq and is a predicted model, not a curated record. Gene Ontology annotation, cellular component: extrinsic component of membrane; Atg1/ULK1 kinase complex; phagophore assembly site membrane. Gene Ontology annotation, biological process: reticulophagy; positive regulation of protein phosphorylation; glycophagy. Bases 378 to 4154 code for a protein of 1258 amino acids. The transcript is spliced from 13 exons. Gene Ontology annotation, molecular function: molecular adaptor activity; protein kinase binding. Lineage: Eukaryota; Metazoa; Arthropoda; Insecta; Coleoptera; Cerambycidae.